AUGGAGCGAAAGCUGCGGAACACACCUGCUCCUUCGGUCCUUGCUUUCUCCAUUCUGCGGAUGAUCGACACCGAAAAAAAACAAGAAAACCGUUUGCCAAACACUCGAAAUGGCAUUUUCAAAACGAUAAGCAUCCAAAAUGGCUCCUCAGAGCAUCCUCCUGUAAAUCUCCAAAAUUCAAAGAAGAAAUAUGUUCGUCCGCGCAUUUCUAUGAUGCCUAUUGGUACUCCAAGAGUGCCUUACAGAACGCCAGGUGAAGGAACUUGGCAGUGGGUUGAUCUCUGGAAUGCUCUUUAUCGAGAACGUGUAAUUUUUAUUGGGCAGCAUAUAGAUGAAGAAUUUAGCAACCAGGUGUUGGCAACUAUGUUGUACCUUGACAGCAUUGACGACUCAAAGAAGAUGCAUCUGUACAUCAAUGGCCCGGGUGGAGACCUCACUCCCAGUAUGGCCAUAUAUGACACUAUGCAAAGUUUGAAAAGUCCAGUUGCCACCAACUGUGUUGGCUAUGCCUAUAACUUGGCAGGCUUUCUUCUUGCUGCCGGAGAAAAGGGUAACCGAGUUGCCAUGCCUCUUUGUAGAAUUGCUCUUCAAUCCCCAGCAGGAGCAGCCCGGGGUCAGGCUGAUGAUGUAAGAAAUGAAGCAAAUGAACUUCUUCGCAUUCGAGAUUAUCUUUUUGGAGAGUUGGCAAGAAAGACGGGUCAACCGAUUGAGAAGACCCAGAUCAAGCCAGUUGCUCCUCAAACAAUUGUACGGAGAACAGGGAGUUGG
Phalaenopsis equestris is the source of this 768-nucleotide messenger RNA. RefSeq names its product ATP-dependent Clp protease proteolytic subunit-related protein 2, chloroplastic-like. The annotation marks the transcript as partial. The transcript has 7 exons. The record is from RefSeq and is a predicted model, not a curated record. Gene Ontology annotation, molecular function: ATP-dependent peptidase activity; serine-type endopeptidase activity; ATPase binding. Gene Ontology annotation, biological process: protein quality control for misfolded or incompletely synthesized proteins. Gene Ontology annotation, cellular component: endopeptidase Clp complex. Lineage: Eukaryota; Viridiplantae; Streptophyta; Magnoliopsida; Asparagales; Orchidaceae.